Messenger RNA from Saccostrea cuccullata (small rock oyster), 1016 nucleotides. RefSeq names its product macrophage mannose receptor 1-like. Lineage: Eukaryota; Metazoa; Mollusca; Bivalvia; Ostreida; Ostreidae. Bases 138 to 1001 code for a protein of 287 amino acids. Gene Ontology annotation, molecular function: signaling receptor activity. The record is from RefSeq and is a predicted model, not a curated record. The transcript has 6 exons.
AAAAACGCCCAAGUUCUGAUAUGUACUUAGUUAUUGUUAAUCUAUUUUUGUUCAGACGUAAAUAGAUAGGCAAAAUGAAGUUCCUAUUGAAAGGGCUGUUCAACACGUACGAUUUUAAGUAAAAAAAACAACACACGAUGUUUUUUAUCUUGAUAGGAGUAGUAUUUUCCUUCCCCAAAACAUUCUGCCUAUCCAAGUUUUGUGAGGAAAAUGGGAAAACAUACCAAUUUGAAGGGGUGAAAAAAUACAGCUGGACUAAAGCUGCUGAGCAUUGUAAAGAAUACGGUGGAACUUUAGCGUAUGUUCGGUCAUUUUUUUUGGAGCCUUGUAUCUCCAAUACCUUGGGAGAAAUUGGUCAUGGUUCGUUUUCCAUCGGGGGAAAGAAACAUCCCUCUAGAAACUGGACAUGGAUGGACGAUACUCCAAUUACCCAACCGUCUUACUGGGCUCGAGGCGAGCCUAAUAACGUAGGAGGAAACGAAAAUUGCUUACAAUUCAAGUUCUAUGGUGCCAACUUUCAUUGGAACGAUGUCUCGUGUAACGCAAUUGCUGGCUUUAUCUGUCAGUUUAAUUUUUCAAUCUCAGAAUCAACCCUACCAGAAUUACCUGAACAAACAACACUUUACGAAGAAUCAUUUGUUAAUUUCGAUGGUAAUUAUUUUUUAUCACCAACAGAUGACCAAUCAACAAAAUACAAAACAGGUCAACAAGCUACGAUAUCAACAACAGAUGACCAAUCAGUAACAUCCACAACAAGUGGCCAAUCAACAACCUCCACAACAAGUGGCCAAUCAACAACCUCCACAACAAGUAGCCAAUCAAAAACUUUCACUCAAGAAACAUCAGUUAACAUCAUAAUGACAGCCAUUUCAUAUUAUUGUACCGUACAGCGAUUCCUUAUGAGGGAUGUUUAUGAAAGAGCACAGUUGCUGACUCAUAAUUUUUUGACCGGAAAUUUAAAAGUCGCAAAAAAUUCCAAAUGUCAUAAAACUGCUGUUUAAGUGUGUGUGAAAAUU